Molecule: messenger RNA, 1037 nt
Organism: Rubroshorea leprosula
Lineage: Eukaryota; Viridiplantae; Streptophyta; Magnoliopsida; Malvales; Dipterocarpaceae
Source: the annotation of a GenBank genome assembly
GUGUCUUUCCCUUUCUUCUUAUUAUAACAUGCAUGACUAAUAGGCGAGAAAAGAGUAUCAAAAACUCAGGAAAGAAAAACACACCACCUCAGAAUCAUACCGUUUGGAAAAACUCUAGCAAUGGAAGCCAUGUUCAUCACCAAGAGCCGAAUGUUCACCCUUUCAAAAGCCUUCCCUCAAUCUCCUAGUACUCUCAGAUCCGCCCCCAAAGUGUCUCGUGUCUUCUUCAACAUCUCUGCUUCCAAAUAUGGGGGGACAAAUCCAUAUGCAGAAUCCAGAAACUCUAGAGCUGACAUGGCUUGCAGCGAAGCUGCCGACCGAGCGUCAAGGAUGAGCGAUACAGACGAUGAUGCCUUUGAAGAAACCAUGGAAAAAGAAAAACAAUAUGCAAAUGAAACUAAGGAAAAGGCCAAAGAUGGGACUUACAAAGAGGUCGAGACUGCUGAAAACAUUACAGAGAGGGCUAAGGAGAGGGCUAAAGAGGGUGUGGACUGUGGAGAGAGCUUCCGAUACCACACAAAACGUGAAGGAGAAGGCUAAGGAGUAUGCGCAUGACACCAAGAAGAAAGCGAAGGAGGGGACGCAGAGAGUAGCAGAGACUGCUUCAGAUAUGACGGAGAGAGCAAAGGAGCAUGGACGGGGCAUGAUGGAGAAGACGGCGGAGGUGGUCGGUGAUGUGGCUGAUAAGGCCACAGAGACUGUAAAAAGUAGGGGAGAAAAGGCAAAGCAGACUGCACAACGCAACAACAAGGGCUACUAAAGAGACAACGGAGAAGAUCAAGGAUACGUGGGGGUGGGGGGGCGGGAGGGAAAGGAUGAUGUGAUACGGGGAUCCGAGAAGACCAUGGAUGAGGAUGUUGUGAAGUUGAGAAGGCGCGUAGGGGGAAAUCCUGAUACAGAGUAUUGAAAUUGGUUUUUCCUUUGUUCUCGUUAAUUGGAUAAUGCAAACAAAGUCUAGUUAGUAUUGGCUUGGUGUUCAAGCCCCAUCCUCGUUUUCUUACACUUUCCCAAUUGAUCAACAAAAUUAGAGGCUUUCA